AUGCGCGGUCCUUCAACGGCUGCGGGCGGCAUCAAGGGCAUGCUCGGCUGGGACGAAGAGUGGGACAACACCCAAGGAGGGGUCUCGGGAGCUCCGACGCAGAAUGUAGAUGCUGCGGGAUUGACUGAGUUUGACAAGGGCGCGCGCAACGUGCCAACUUCUGUCAAAGUCGAGCUACGCUCCAGCUACCCAUUGGAAGUCUAUACCGUCUCAGUCCGCUUCAGCGCGCGCAUGGAAGGUCUACGCUGGCUUAUGUACCGAUACUGGCUCACCUCUGCCAUCACCGGCACCACCCUCUUCUGGAGCGUCGAAAUGAGUGUCCUGCUCUUCACAUGGGCCAUCUUCACCCUCCUCUUCAGCAAAUCAGACCCCCACCCCGGUCAUAAACAAAUCAAACAAGAAUCCGGCACCACGACCCCCAAGCGCGAAGACACCGAGCCUUCAACCCCCUUCUCUGAAACCUCUCGCACGUUCCCAUCUCUAUCGUCUCACCAGCAAUUGCAAUACCAGGCCCCAGCAGUGCCGAAAUCCGAACGCGACUCCCCCGUGCUCGAAGAUAUACCGACCCGCGAAGAAGCGGAGGCGGAUGAUGAGGAUGAUGAUUUCGUGCUGGAAGAGCCGCUGCCGAGGACUGGGGAGAAAGAUGGAGAGGGGUUUGAGUCGACGCAGGAGUGGGAGGAGGAGUGGAGAUGA
This is a messenger RNA of Parastagonospora nodorum SN15, 693 nucleotides long. RefSeq lists its product as hypothetical. Lineage: Eukaryota; Fungi; Ascomycota; Dothideomycetes; Pleosporales; Phaeosphaeriaceae. The record is from RefSeq and is a predicted model, not a curated record. The transcript has 3 exons. Gene Ontology annotation, cellular component: endoplasmic reticulum membrane. Gene Ontology annotation, biological process: lipid droplet organization; lipid storage. The coding region runs from base 1 to 693 and encodes 230 amino acids.